Messenger RNA from Oryza sativa Japonica Group (Japanese rice), 1990 nucleotides. RefSeq lists its product as uncharacterized. The record is from RefSeq and is a predicted model, not a curated record. NCBI's taxonomy places the organism in Eukaryota, Viridiplantae, Streptophyta, Magnoliopsida, Poales, Poaceae.
CCGGGAGCGUUCGGCCUCUCUCUCAAGAGGACAGCAAGAAAGCGAAACGAAAGAAUCAAAAGAAUGGAUCCAUGGAGCCACCCAGCCAUGGACGCCAGGAGAGAGAGACGUACACACACACACAUCCAUGUCCAUGUCCAUGUCCCGUAUCGUCAUCUCGCUUUUUUUUCCCUAUGGACCAUGACAUCUGUGUACACAGAGAGAGGGGGUAGCUGCAGCAGCAUUCACUCAUGGUGGACACCUCUGACCUCUCAACCCCAACGGAUUCCAAGAAUGCCCCCCCUCUCUCUUCUCCUCUCCUUGGUCUUGGAGACGGAGCUGGACCGACGACGAAGCCAACGCUGCAGACAGCAGCAGCAGCAGCAGCAAGCAAGCGCCCCACUACCACUCCAUUACCUGAUUACCACAUGCGCCACGCCAUUACCACCACCCACCCUCCCUCCCUCUCCGCUACCACCGCUACUACUACAAGUCUAGAGAGAGAAACACAUGAGAGAUUGUUUGGUUUGGUUUGGUUGGUGUUCCCUUGCUCUCUCUCUCUAUCUUGCCGUCCAGUCCGUCUACUCUAGCACCAUCCAUGACCAUGCAUGGGCCUUUUCGGGUUUUUUUGGCACCACAUCCAUGGGUCUCCUUCACACCUCACCACGGCGCCGCAGCUGCAGCCAGCCAGCAGCGAGAGCACCAAGAAGCAGCGGCCGCAAGAAACUUCCCUCCCCACGUCCACCUUCCCCUCCUCCUUUAUUUCUAUAUUGUCUUCUUCUUCCUCCUCCCUUGCUUGUUCCUAUCUCCUUCUACCUCUCUCUCUCCCUGGCUUUCUUGGUCUCCUGCUCUUGCGGGGCGUUUGUUGGUUUCUUCGCGGGUGAGGUGAGGCGGACAUGAAGAAGGCUAAGGUGGUGUUGGCUCAGCCGGCGGCGAGGGCGCCGCCGUCGCCGCUGCUGCCGAGGGCGCCGGGGCACAGCCGUGGCGGCGGCGUUGGUGGCGGGGAAGAGGCGUACAGGGCGAGGGCCAAGUACAAGAAUCUUCUCCAGGACUACAAGGAGCUCCUCGAGGAAACUGAAGCAAAGAAGAAGAGAUUACAGAUGGAGAAGCUCAAGAAACAGAGGCUUUUGGCUGAAGUCAAGUUUUUGCGGAAAAGGUACAAAUCCAUGUCCGAAAAUCCAUCCCAGACGUUUGUCUAUAGAGUAAAGAAUCCGGCAUUGCCGCCCACAUUGCGGCAACCUGGUUGGUCUCAUGGUGAAGAGUACCACACGGUUCGGGCUAUCGGAAGCUCUAGCAAAGGCCCAUCGGCGCACCGGAGGCUGAAUGCUGCUCCAAGAGCAUCUCCGGUGAUUGACCUCAACGAGGCCUGCGAGCCGAGUUCAGAAGAGAUGGAGGAGCUUCAUGGUUACCAGGAACCUGUUAGGGUUGGCAGGGUCAUGAGGUACCCAAUGGAGGGUGAUUUUGCCGCCGGUCCUAGUGAUGCGAAAAUGGCGGCAUUCUGGGAUGUCCGGAACGCCGCCUCCUCCCGAGCUGGGAAGAGGAAGAUAUCAUGGCAGGAUCAGUUAGCUCUCAGAGUAUAGGUUAAUAAUAACAGUGUUGAGAUAGUUGGGAAGAGGAACUGAAUUUCGUUCAUCCCUGUUCCUCGAGUUGUAAAAGAAUCCUUAAGAGGAAUCGGUGGAUGGGUGUAAUGCUCCUGGCACUUGUUGAGAUCGUAGUCGUGUAUAAUCAAUCACUUGUCUGUUUUGUUAGCGUGAAUGCCAUCUCAACAACUACUCUAGGGCUAAUAGUAUUUGAGCAAAUGAAUAAUUAAUACAAAUGCUGUCUGAUGCCUUGUAGUAGGUGCUGCAGCUGCAUAUGUUUAUAUUCUUGUAGAGCUGUAAUUCAUUCUUGAGCUCAAUCUUGUUUUAUGUAGACACUAGGGAAUAGAAUGGAAGUCAUGGAACCCAUCACCAUUGUAGAUUAUAUCCAUGUGUGAAUAUUACUAUAGUAAUGUCAGCAUAUAUGUUCACUC